UUGAACACAAAGUAAGAUGAAUUCGAUUCAAAUGUAAAAUACAAACGAUUAUAUGAUCAAUUUAAAAAGAUUUAAAAUAUAUUAUUUAUAAUAUAAUAAUUUACAAUAAUCAUUAUAUUUAUAGUUAUACUGAUUAAUAUAAUUAAAAUUUUAAAAAAUUUUGCAAUAUAUUAAAAAUAUGGAUACAUUCAUUUGUAAUAAAUGUUUUGUAACGACAAAUAGAGGAAAAAAACCAUUUUGUUUAACUCAGUGCGGUCAUAUAUAUUGUCAUGGAUGCAUACAACAAGCUGAAAAACAGUGUCCUCAAUGUGAACAGAUCGAUAUUUUUUCCGUUGAGUUACAACAACCAUCAUUGUCAAAAGUAGAAAAUUUCUUUGUUCCAUUGAGUGAAUCAUUGGAAUCAUUACACAAAAUAUGUGGUUUUCAAAGUAAUCAAAUGAAAAUCAUGAUGCAACGCUUUUAUGAAAUUGAUCAAAAAUACGAAACAUUGAAAUCACAUUAUCAUAACCUCACCCAACACAUAAACAUAAUUAGGGAUAAAUAUGUAAAAUUAAAAAUGGAAUAUACUGAACAAAAAAAAAAAUUGAUGUCAUUUGAAAUGCAAAAUGAAACGUCAAACUUUUUGAAUAGUACAACUACUCCAAUGAAAUUUAACCAAAGAAAUUCAAAAAUAAGAACUGGAUCAAAUUCAUAUUUUUCAUCUUAUAGAACAAAUAUAUCAAAUCAAUCAUUUAAUAUAAGAAAAGAAAAAGCAGAAGGUUUUCGUAUUCCUCAUCAGACAGUACGAUCAAUUGGUUCUCGUAAAACUUCAGAAUCGAAUUCUAUUUUUUUUAUUAAAUAGAUACUUAUAAAACAUUUUAUUAACGAAUAUAAUAAUAUUAAAAUUAUCUUAUCAUAGAAAUCUUUUAAAAUUUAAAAUAGAAAAAGUGAAUUUUAAAAAAUAAAAGUUUAAUUUUUUUUAAUUUUUGUACGCAAUUAAGAAUUAGGUUAAUAAAUGUAGAUUUUUAUUUAAAUUCAUAUAAAAUUAAUCUUUAAGUGAUUAGUUAGAUUAAUUAUUUACAAUUAUUUAUUAUUAUGUUAAAUAAUUAAUUAUUUAUAGAUUAUAAACUUAAAAUAUAAAAAUAUAAGUUAUUUCUAUAAAAAAUUGUAACAAUUAUUUAAUAAUAAAGAAAAGACAAUUAAAUUA
Messenger RNA from Apis cerana (Asiatic honeybee), 1186 nucleotides. Its product is annotated as S-adenosylmethionine mitochondrial carrier protein homolog. Gene Ontology annotation, cellular component: synaptonemal complex. Lineage: Eukaryota; Metazoa; Arthropoda; Insecta; Hymenoptera; Apidae. The record is from RefSeq and is a predicted model, not a curated record. Gene Ontology annotation, molecular function: SUMO transferase activity. Gene Ontology annotation, biological process: reciprocal meiotic recombination; protein sumoylation; homologous chromosome pairing at meiosis.